GGCGGGGCCUGUUGAAGGAAGAAGCGCCGUUUUUUCCUGCCGUGAUGAGGAUGAUGAGGAUGAUGAGGAUGACAGAAACCGACGGUACCGGCACAUGAGCCGCUCCUCUUUUCUCUGCACACACCAAACCGGACUGGACCUUCACUGCAUAUUCAAAUAAAAACCUUCAGACCUCCAGAAUACGCAGUACACAGAGUGAGUACUCAUAGAUCCAGAAACUUGAAUGUCGGGCGUUAACACACAGAUCAGUCGUAUGAUGGAGACGGAGAUCCACGUGCCGGUGGGGUCACCGGCGAUCAGAAAAUUCCCGAUCUUCGUGGACGAGCACAACGUGACGGAGGGGGCGAUGCAGCUGAUCCAAGAGCUCAGACCGCGCUGGGACCCGAACCUGAUCCGGACUAAGCUUUUCACCGAUGGCACAACUAACAAACUGGUGGGGUGUUAUGUGGAGGACUGCCUCGAGGAUGUGGUGCUGGUAAGGGUGUACGGCAACAAGACCGAGCUGAUCGUAGACCGAGACAAUGAACUGAAGAGCUUCCAGGUUCUGCACGCCAACGGUUGCGCGCCCCGACUUUACUGCUCCUUCCAGAAUGGCAUCUGCUACGAGUUCAUACAAGGACGUGCUCUGGAUACUCAAGACGUCAGGGACCCUGUGUUACUCAGACUGAUCGCACGAGAAAUGGCCCGCAUUCACGCCAUCCACGCACACAACGGCUGCAUCCCCAAACCCAACCUGUGGAUCAAAAUGCGCAAGUACUUCUCGCUGGUGGCCACUGAGUUCACAGACCAAGCAUCUAAUGUCAGGCUUUUCACCGAUGGCACAACUAACAAACUGGUGGGGUGUUAUGUGGAGGACUGCCUCGAGGAUGUGGUGCUGGUAAGGGUGUACGGCAACAAGACCGAGCUGAUCGUAGACCGAGACAAUGAACUGAAGAGCUUCCAGGUUCUGCACGCCAACGGUUGCGCGCCCCGACUUUACUGCUCCUUCCAGAAUGGCAUCUGCUACGAGUUCAUACAAGGACGUGCUCUGGAUACUCAAGACGUCAGGGACCCUGUGUUACUCAGACUGAUCGCGCGUGAAAUGGCCCGCAUUCACGCCAUCCACGCACACAACGGCUGCAUCCCCAAACCCAACCUGUGGAUCAAAAUGCGCAAGUACUUCUCGCUGGUGGCCACUGAGUUCACAGACCAAGCAUCUAAUGUCAGACCUAUUAAAGCCAUUCGAAACCACUUUUUUCUUACUACAAAUCAACCCCUCUUGCUUUUUUCAGGUCAUGUUCGGUUUAUCGAUUAUGAAUACUCAAGUUACAACUACCAAGCAUUUGACAUUGGAAACCAUUUUAAUGAAUUUGCAGGCAUGAGUGAACCCGACUAUAACCUUUAUCCCAGUCAAGAAAUGCAGUUGGACUGGUUGCACACUUAUUUGCAGGCCUACAAGCUCUUUACCAAGAAAGGUGAAGAGGUGAGCCAGCGUGAACUGGAGACACUCUAUGUACAGGUCAACAAAUUUGCUCUGGCUUCACAUUUCUUCUGGGGUUUCUGGGCCCUGAUCCAAGCCAAGUACUCCACAAUUGAGUUUGACUUCCUUGGGUAUGCCGUGCUACGUUUCAAUCAGUACUUCAAGACCAAACCUGCUGUAAUGGCCCUGGAGAUCCCCAAAUGAGACGUUAAGUUUUGAGAGGACAGUGCUGGUAUCUGUUGACCUCAUCGUUGACCGUUUGACUAUGGAAUCAGAGGCCUUUUUAGUCAGGGAAGGGUAUGGGGUGCAGCAGGGGUAAGCACUGGGACCUCUUAUGAUUGGUUGACAACUUGUCUGCCAAGUCGUAGUUCCACAAAUUCUUGAUUCC
Sinocyclocheilus grahami is the source of this 1847-nucleotide messenger RNA. RefSeq names its product ethanolamine kinase 1-like. Gene Ontology annotation, cellular component: cytoplasm. The record is from RefSeq and is a predicted model, not a curated record. Gene Ontology annotation, biological process: phosphatidylethanolamine biosynthetic process. Gene Ontology annotation, molecular function: ethanolamine kinase activity. The coding region runs from base 224 to 1663 and encodes 479 amino acids. Lineage: Eukaryota; Metazoa; Chordata; Actinopteri; Cypriniformes; Cyprinidae. The transcript has 10 exons.